This is a messenger RNA of Tripterygium wilfordii, 1884 nucleotides long. RefSeq lists its product as uncharacterized. NCBI's taxonomy places the organism in Eukaryota, Viridiplantae, Streptophyta, Magnoliopsida, Celastrales, Celastraceae. The transcript is spliced from 3 exons. The coding region runs from base 558 to 1466 and encodes 302 amino acids. The record is from RefSeq and is a predicted model, not a curated record.
AAAUUUAAUAACUCCCUUCGACCGACCUCUCCUAAUAGGAAGAAAGAAAGACACGAACCUCGUCUGAUUCAAAGCCUUCAGACCCUUCGAUCGAAUGCUUGAAUCUGAGGGGCACCGAGGCGUUAAUCGGACAUCUGUCCCGGCCUUGAAAGAACUCUAGAAAGAUAGGUAAGUCAAUGAUACAAAAAGGAUAUUUACGCCAUUUAAGAAGCUCAAGCCUGAAGGAGGCCAUAUUUCGCAUACCGACCGAGAGGGUGGAGGGGACCCUACCCACUACGAGAAACUGACCUCCCAAAUCACAAAGCACACAGAAACAGCAAGCUCUUCCUCUCUUUUUCUCCAUUAAGUGCUUCGUUAAUCUGGGUGUUUCUUCUCCAUCUGAAAUCCCUCGUGUUGAAGCUAUGUAUGAUUGCAUGGUGCACUAGGAGGAGGGCCUUUUGGCUUUCUCAUGAGAAUUUUAUAAGUUUUGUAGUUCCAGCAUAUUUUGUUGGCAUCUUUAGCCUAAAAGAGGAAGAGUGUUUCAUGUGUUAGUGGAUUUGUUGUUGUUUGGUCUCUUCAUGGCAUUCAAGUCUUAUUUCGAGAGUGGUAUCCCACACAAUACUUCCAAUAUGGAAGAUAUUCAGUUGAAUAUGAACUGGGAAGAUGUAACCUGCCCCAUAUGCUUGGAUUUCCCCCACAAUGGUGUUCUCCUUCAAUGCUCAUCUUAUGAGAAAGGAUGCCAUCCUUUUGUCUGUGAUACAGACCAUUUGCACUCUAAUUGCUUGGAUCGUUUUAAAAGUGCAUAUGGCCUGUCAUCUCCUUCAGCUUCUGAUGCAACUCCCACAACACACACUCAGCCUAUAGUGUUGGAAGGCAACUGCAAACCAGCUUGCCCAUUGUGUAGAGGGGAAAUUGUUGGCUGGAUAGUCAUUGAUAAAGCUCGCCUUCAUCUGGAUGAGCAUAAGCGUUGUUGUGAAGAGGAACAAUGUGCAUUUAUGGGAACUUACCUGGAACUUAAGAAACAUGCUGAAGUGGUGCACCCCAAUGCCCGUCCUUCGAGAAUAGACCCAGCGAGGCAGCUUGACUGGGAAAAUUUCCAGCGAUCUUCAGAAGUCAUAGAUGUUUUGAGCACUAUUCAUUCAGAAGUUCCACGUGGAGUGGUUUUGGGGGACUAUGUGAUUGAAUAUGGGGGCGAUGACUCUGGAGAUGAGUUUGAGGAUUUCCCUGGUGAUGAAGGUAACUGGUGGACCUCCUGUAUCUUGUAUCAGGUAUUUGAUAACUUUAGGAAUUCUAGAAACAGAAGAAGAUCAAGAGUUGCUGAUUCAAGAAGGGGAAGUCGACGCUCCAGUUAUGAUGCUUCGAAUUCAGAUGAAGGUUCAGUUGCAUCUGUAGAGUUUGCUGAGUAUAGAGUGGAAGAGACUGAUGAUGAGUUUAUGCGUACGAGAGGCCCUUCAGGGGGUAACUCCGUUCAUCGAAGGUGUAACUAAUUCAUAGUCUUAGAGUAUUUCACAGUUCGCGGAGACGUCGAUCUCGCCUCUAUGGAAUUUAGGUCUGUGCCGGAUGGGAUUCGAUUAGCAUUCAUGAUUGUGAUGGCAGUGCCUCAACAGAAGUGAAGCAAAGGAUAUAAAAAAGAAAGACGGAAUGUGAUGCUGACCAUUUUCAAGCAUGUAAAAGCUUCAUGGGGGCUAUAUCAUCUCUUUUGUAACUAUACUGUUGGUUAGGCUUACUUCCUAAAUUUCCUGACAAUUUGAUGUGGUUGUAUGAAGUGUUCCAUUAAGGUUGCAUGGAUUGUUUCGGUGUAUCUACUUGACCUGUUAGUUCUUGAUGAAAAUGUGUUUAUUUCUUUGGGGGUCAGGUCAGUAAUUUUGUUCUGGGAUUACCAGCUUUGAUGAAACUGACAUCACA